This is a messenger RNA of Ziziphus jujuba (common jujube), 4564 nucleotides long. RefSeq names its product indole-3-acetaldehyde oxidase. The transcript is spliced from 10 exons. Lineage: Eukaryota; Viridiplantae; Streptophyta; Magnoliopsida; Rosales; Rhamnaceae. The coding region runs from base 573 to 4295 and encodes 1240 amino acids. The record is from RefSeq and is a predicted model, not a curated record. Gene Ontology annotation, molecular function: oxidoreductase activity; FAD binding; iron ion binding.
GAUACCGUAUAAGAGUUUAAAUAUAAAAAGGUUCCUUCCAUGGGUUUCCCCAAAAAAAAUAUAUAUAUAUAUUCCUUUCCAUGAUGACGUAGCUGCUUCUGAUUUUUUGCUACAAUUAGUCACUGUCAUUUGGCCGGCAAUGUCUAUAAGAAUAGUUGUCAAACUGGAUGAGUUCAAAAAUGGCGGUGGAAACAGAGACCAGAAAUGGAACCUUGGUGUUUGCUGUUAAUGGUCAGAGGUUUGAGCUUCCAACAGUGGACCCUUCAACUACUUUGCUCGAGUUCUUGCGUUCACAGACUCCCUUCAAAAGUCCCAAGCUUGGUUGCGGUGAAGGUUGUUCUGUUUCCCUCUGAGGUUGUGGUGCAUGCGUUGUGCUACUGUCCAAGUAUGAUCCAGUGCACGACAAAGUUGAGGAUUUUACCAUAAGUUCGUGUCUGACACUACUCUGCAGUAUAAAUAGAUGUUCAAUUACAACAUCUGAAGGCCUUGGAAAUAGCAAAAAUGGGUUCCACCCAAUACACCAAAGAUUCACAGGUUUCCAUGCUUCUCAGUGCGGCUUUUGUACUCCUGGAAUGUGUGUUUCACUCUUUGGGGCUCUUAUCAAUGCUGAGAAAACCAAUCGGUCGGAGCCCCCUCCACCCUUCUCCAAGCUUAAUGUUUCAGAAGCUGAAAAGGCUGUUGCAGGGAACCUCUGUCGCUGUACUGGUUACCGACCCAUUGCUGAUGCCUGCAAGAGUCUUGCAGCUGAUGUUGAUAUUGAGGAUUUGGGGUUGAACUCAUUUUGGACAAAGGAACACAGUAAGGAAGAAAAGAUUAGCAAGUUACCUGUUUAUGACCGUAAUCAUGAGAUUUGUACAUUUCCAGAAUUUUUAAAGAAUGAAAUCAGGUCUGGCAUCACUUUGGAUUCCAAAAGAUAUAACUGGCACAGUCCUGCUAGUGUUGAGGAGCUUCAAAACUUGUUGAAAGUUUAUGAAGGGACUGAGAUAAAAACAGUAGUUAGUAACACUGGGAUGGGAUAUUACAAGGAAAUAAAACCCUAUGACAAAUAUAUUGAUCUGAAACAUGUUCCUGAACUCUCAAUACUUAAGCUUGAUCAAACAGGAGUUGAGAUUGGAGCAGCUGUAACAAUCUCCAAAGUUAUUGAAGCUUUGAAGAAAGAGAACCAACAUGACUUUUACCCAAGAGAUGAGAACGUGUUGAGAAAAAUUGCCAGCCAUAUGGAGAAAGUUGCUUCCGGGUUCAUCAGGAAUACUGCAAGUGUGGGAGGGAAUUUGGUGAUGGCACAAAGGAAACAUUUUCCUUCAGAUAUUGCUACCAUACUUCUCGCUGUUGAUUCAGUGGUAGAUAUCAUGAGCAGUCACCAAUUCGAAAGAAUUACGUUGGAGGAGUUUCUGCUAAGGCCUCCAUUAGAUUUUAGUAGUGUGCUUGUAAAUGUGAAAAUCCCAUCAGUUGGGAAAGUUCUUCCAGAAACCAAUACAAUCUUGCUGUUUGAAACUUAUCGUGCAGCACCCCGACCUUUAGGAAGUGCAUUGGCAUUUUUGAAUGCUGCCUUCUUGGCCGAAGUUUCUCCUUGUGAGACUUCGGAUGGAAUCUUGGUGAAUCAUUGUCAGCUGGCUUUUGGUGCUUAUGGGACUAAACAUGCCAUUAGGGCAAGAAGGGUUGAGGAAUUUUUAAGUGGGAAAAUUCUAAAUGCUGAGGUUUUAUAUGAAGCUAUCCAAUUGAUUAGAGCUACUGUGGUUUCUGAAGAUGGCACUGCAAAUCCUGCUUAUAGGUCAAGCUUGGCUGCUGGGUUUCUUUUUGAGUUCUUUAGCUCUUUGAUAGAUGGUAGUGCUGAAAUUAGCAACGGUUUCUUGAAUGGAUAUGCAAGUACUUCAAUGGCUAAAUGUUCUAAACUAGGUCAGAGUAAUGUCCAAGAUUACUCUAAUAAGAUUCCAACAAUGUUAUCAUCUGCAAAACAGGUGCUGGAAUUAAGCAAAAGCUACUAUCCAGUUGGUGAGCCAAUCAGCAAAUCUGGAGCAGCCAUCCAAGCUUCAGGUGAGGCUGUAUAUGUAGAUGACAUUCCUUCACCAACAGAUUGCUUACAUGGAGCAUUCAUUUACAGCACAAAGCCUCUAGCAAGGGUGAGGAGUAUAAAAGUCAACUCAAAACCACAUCCAGAUGGAGUUGCAGCAGUAAUAUCCUAUAAAGACAUUCCUGAACUUGGAGAGAACAUAGGAUCGAACUUUUUCUUUGGUUCUGAACCCUUGUUUGCUGAUGAGCUUACUCAGUGUGCUGGUCAGCGUGUUGCCUUUGUGGUUGCGGAUGCACAGAAACAUGCAAAUAUGGUUGCAAACUGUGCAGUGGUUGAAUAUGGAAUGGAAGAUCUAGAGCCACCUAUUUUGUCUGUAGAAGAAGCUGUUAAAAGAUCUAGUUUCUUUGAUGUCCCUCCUUUCUUUUACCCACAACCAGUUGGUGAUAUAUCAAAGGGAAUGGCUGAAGCUGAUCACAAGAUUGUAUCUGCUGAGAUCAAACUUGGUUCUCAAUACUAUUUCUAUAUGGAGACACAAACUGCUCUUGCAGUACCAGAUGAAGACAACUGCAUUGUGGUUUACAGUUCAAUCCAGAAUCCUGAAUUUGCUCACAGUGUUAUUGCAAAAUGUCUGGGUAUACCUGAAAAUAAUGUCCGCGUUCUUACCAGAAGAGUUGGAGGUGGCUUUGGUGGAAAGGCUGUAGCUGCCAUUCCUGUUGCAACAGCAUGUGCUCUUGCAGCACACAAGUUACACCGCCCUGUCCGGAUGUAUAUGAAUCGCAAAACCGAUAUGAUAAUGACAGGAGGAAGGCAUCCCAUGAAAAUCACUUAUACUGUUGGAUUCAAGGCUGAUGGAAAGAUUACUGCUUUGCAAAUAGAAAUAUUGAUCGAUGCAGGGAUUUCACCAGAUAUGAGUCCACUAAUGCCACACACCGUAUCAAGUGCACUUCAGAAGUAUGAUUGGGGUGCUUUAUCCAUCAACAUAAAGGUAUGCAAAACAAACAAUACAAGUAAGUCUUCAAUGCGGGCACCUGGCGAUCUACAGGGAUCAUUUAUUGCAGAAGCUAUAAUUGAACAUGUGGCAUCAACCCUUUCAUUGGAAGUUGAUUCGGUCAGAAAUGUUAAUCUUCACACAUACAACAGCCUUAAAUCAUUUUACAGGGAUAGGGCUGGUGAAAAUCUGGAGUAUACUUUACCCUUGCUAUGGGAAAAGUUAGCCGUAUCUUCAAGCUUUGACAAAAGGGUUGAAAUGGUGAAAGAAUUUAAUAGGUGCAACAAAUGGAAAAAGAAGGGAAUUUCUCGUGUACCUAUUUUUUAUGGAGUGUCAUUGAGACCAACUCCAGGGAGGGUAAGCAUACUAAAGGAUGGCUCUAUUGUCGUUGAAGUUGGGGGGAUUGAGAUAGGCCAAGGGCUGUGGACAAAGGUAAAACAGAUGACAGCUUUUGGACUCAAUACAAUCCUUGGUAGCGAAGAUGGAGAUCUCUUGGACAGAGUGCGGGUCAUACAAGCUGAUACAUUAAGCUUAAUUCAAGGGGGUAUCACUGGUGGGAGCACUACAUCAGAGUCAAGCUGUGAGGCAGUUAGACUGUGUUGUAAUAUUCUGGUUGAGAGGCUGACUCCUUUCAAGGAGAGGAUGCAGAAGCAAAUGGGACCUAUCAAAUGGGACACACUUGUUUCUCAGGCACACAUGCAAUCUGUGAAUUUAUCAGCAAGUACUUUCUAUAUCCCUGAUGCAUCAUCAAGUUCAUACCUAAACUAUGGAGUAGCAGUGAGUGAGGUUGAGGUGAAUCUUCUGACCGGAGAAACCACAGUUUUGCAAGUGGAUAUUAUAUAUGACUGUGGAAAGAGUCUCAACCCUGCCGUGGAUUUAGGACAGAUUGAGGGAGCUUUUGUUCAAGGAAUUGGGUUUUUCAUGUCUGAAGAAUACCUUACAAAUUCUGAUGGAUUGGUGAUUACUGACAGUACGUGGUCAUACAAGAUUCCUUCCAUGGACACCAUACCCAAACAGUUCAAUGUUGAAUUACUAAACAGCAGCCAUAAUGAAAAACGUGUUCUUUCAUCGAAAGCUUCUGGUGAGCCACCAUUACUGCUAGCAGUUUCUGUUCAUUGCGCUACAAGAGCUGCCGUUAAAGAAGCAAGAAAACAGCUUCUUUCAUGGAGCGGACAAGAUGGAUCAGAGUCAAUAUUCCAACUGGAUGUUCCAGCUACUAUGCCUGUAGUGAAGGAGCUUUGUGGGCUUGACAUUGUGGAGAAGUACUUGAAGUGGAGUUUAGGAAGGAAAAACUGAAGGAGCUUUGUGGUGUAAGAUGCAGACAGAAACUUCAAAUUUUUAUUUACACACGAGGUUCAAAAAAUGGUUUGAAUAAAUCCAUUCUAUAUGUAAUCAGAGUUGAACCCAUUUCCUAUUGUUUUCUUUUUUAAAAAACAAUUGUUUCCCAAAUCUGUUUACUGUAUGAAAUAAAAAAGGGAGGCAAUUUAUGUGCUUAAAUAAGUAUAAUUAUGGAAAGAAAGUAAUGUUUGUUCUUGUUGAAAUAUACUAUAAAUUUAUUUCUCUUA